AUGUAUAGGCAGGUGAAAUUGGACAGAGAAAACCAGCCAUUACACUCUAUACUCUGGAGAAACACCAAAGAUGAGCCAAUUCAAACCUACGAAUCAACCACUGUAACCUACGUGCUACGGGAUUUCUACGUGGACGAUCUUCUGAGUGGCGCUGACACCAUUGAAGAAGCACGACAUAUACAAAAGGAAGUAACUGACCUACUCAAAAAGGGAGGAUUCAAUAUAAGAAAGUGGAAAUAUAACGUACUGACCGAAAGCAAAUCCACCGUCACGCUGGACGACAAAAAUGGACCAACCAAGACGCUCGGUAUAACAUGGACUCCCAGAGAAGAUAAUAUUCAGUAUCUAAUAAAACGAAACUCCGAACAUCGGUUAACAAAAAGAAAAAUCUUAUCAGAAAUCGCCACAAUCUUCGAUCCUCUUGGAUUAUUAUCUCCAGUCAUUAUACAGGCGAAACUGUUAAUGCAAGAAAUAUGGAAAACCAACACAUCUUGGGAUGAACCACCACCAGAGCACAUCAGGAACACCUGGAAAAACUUCAGAAACGAGCUUCCAAAAUUAGAAGAAAUUCAAGUUCAACGCUGGAUUCACCUACGGCGUGGUCAACCCUUGGAAAUACAUGGAUUCUCAGAUGCAUCCCUGAAAGCAUAUGGCGCUGCAGUAUACAUAAAAACAACAGACACAAAUGGGAACACCCACGUAGGACUCCUGGCUUCCAAAUCAAAAGUAUCACCACUAAAAAAUACAAAGACAAUCCCGCAGUUAGAACUCUGCGCAGCCCUUCUUCUAGCCAAACUCAUCAAACGCUGCGUUACGGCCCUGAAUCACAACAAUUCAAAAAUAUUCACAUGGUCCGACUCUCAAGUAGUAAUAUCAUGGAUAAACGCUGACGCUGGAAAGUGGAAAAUGUUCGUCGCAAACAGAGUUCGAGAAAUUCCUAACCUGCUAGGUCAAGGUCACUGGUACUACUACCGUUGGAAACAAUAUCACUUGCAUUCAACGAUAAACUCCAGCACGAUCAUCGUAAUAAUCAUUGUCAUUGUUUUACUUAUUGUUUACUUUUUAAAACAUAGGAAACAACAACAAGCACCGGCUGAUGCACACGAGAGCAAUAGACCAGUUCAUCCUGAGGAGAUCGAGCUGCAGCCAAUAUACAAUGACUCCAGACUAGGCGGCCAGCUCCAGGGAUGA
Messenger RNA from Coccinella septempunctata (seven-spotted ladybird), 1191 nucleotides. RefSeq lists its product as uncharacterized. The coding region runs from base 1 to 1191 and encodes 396 amino acids. Gene Ontology annotation, molecular function: nucleic acid binding. The transcript has 2 exons. Lineage: Eukaryota; Metazoa; Arthropoda; Insecta; Coleoptera; Coccinellidae. The record is from RefSeq and is a predicted model, not a curated record.